CGAUGUCCAUCACGGCAUGUGAAGCGGGCCCUGUACGUUUUUGCAAACCCAGAAGCUUUGACCAAGAUACAGGGAAUUGGAAAAAUACUCCCUAUGUCCUCAAUGAACUGUUUGUCACUUUAAACAGGAUAUUUGCUAAUAAAGUGAUUAUAUCUUUUUUUUUUUUUUUAUGACUGCAAGAAAUUUCUAUGUUCAGCUUGUACUAGCAUCAACAGUUUCAGAAAUCCCUUGCCAAUUCUUGACACGAUUUCUGACCCCAAAUCCAUGCCCUUCUUCCCAGCUGCUAAGCUGCUAGUGCAAGCAAUUGUGAUCUGCAGCAGCCUUAUGCAGGUUCAAUGCCUGAAUUUCAAUUAUCAAUCAUUCAGCACAGCAGAUGCCAAUGAUUUUGUUUUUCUUAAUUCCUCGAUCAUCAGGAAUACCAUUCAAGUGAGUCCUGUUAUUGCGGAUGCAUCCGGAAGAAUCCUGUAUAACCAGCCACUUAAACUGUGGGACAAGCUAAGAGGCACCAAGUCAUCAUUCAGCUCAACCUUUGUGAUUAACAUCAGACCGCAGACCACUCCUGGCGGCGAGGGACUAGCCUUCAUAUUAACUGACAGCACGACCCUCCCAAGCAAUAGUGCAGGUCAAUGGCUUGGGAUUGUAAAUGUAAGUACCAUCAAUGUCAACAGCAUAGUUGCUGUGGAAUUUGAUACUAGGAAGAGUGAUUCAGAGGAUGUAGACGAUAACCAUGUUGGAGUAGAUCUGAAAAGCAUCUACUCCAUCAAGCAAGAACCCUUAAUAGGCCACGGUGUUAAUCUUUCAAGUAGUGAAGAUAUCACCGCUAGCAUCCAGUAUGAUGCAAAAUCUGACAAAAUGACUGUUUUUGUCGUGUUAACUAGAACGAGUGAGCAGAACAUGGGGAAUCCAAUUUUCACCGUGGAGCUUGAUCUGUCUAAACAUCUUCCGGAGGAUGUUUUUCUGGGAUUUUCAGGUUCAACAGGAGAGAAUACCCAGGUCAAUGCUCUGAGGUCAUGGAAGUUCACCAGUUUUGAAAUUAGAGUUAAAGGUUCAGUCAAUCUUCUUUGGCUUUGGAUCUUGAUUCCAAUAAUUGUGAUCAUUUUGUUAGUUGGAUUUUCCUACUUGUUACAUCGGAGACACAAAAACAGUAUGAAACAAAAGGAGGAUGACGAGAAGGAGAUUGAACAAGAAAUUCAAAGGUCAUCCACUGCUCCCCAGAAAUUCAGAUUGAAGGAACUUAAAGCUGCCACAAGUAAUUUCAGUGCUAAUAACAAACUGGGUAGUGGAGGAUUUGGCACAGUCUAUAAAGGAAUUUUGAGAAAGGAGGAGGUAGCUGUGAAAAGAAUUCUAAAGAAUACACGACAUGGAAAGCAGGAUUUUAUAGCAGAAGUGACCACCAUCACCAACCUCCACCACAAGAACCUUGUUAAACUAUUGGGUUGGUGCUAUGAAAGCGACGAACUCCUCCUCGUUUAUGAGUUCAUGCCAAAUGGGAGUUUAGACAGGUUCAUAUUUGGGAAUACAAUUCCAAGCAAUGCGGAUACAACUCUGAAAUGGGAAACAAGGCACAAUAUCAUUUGUGGAGUAGCCAGGGCGCUGGACUAUCUCCAUAAUGGUUGCGAGAAAAGGGUUAUUCAUCGAGACAUAAAAGCUAGUAACAUAAUGUUAGAUUCAGACUUCAAUGCCCGAUUGGGAGAUUUUGGACUGGCCCGAACAGUUCAAUUGAAUGAGAAAACGCACCAUUCAACCAAGGAGAUUGCAGGAACACCUGGCUACAUGUCUCCAGAAAGUUUUCACACCGGUAAGGCAACUGUCGAAACUGACGUCUAUGCAUUCGGAGUACUUAUACUGGAAGUUGUCUCUGGGAGAAAACCUGGGCAUCAAAAUGAGCAAAACAACUACUACAGAAGCAUCGUAGAGUGGGUAUGGGAACAUCAUAGGAUGGAACAAAUCACUGAUGCCAUAGAUCUUCGAUUAAACAAAGAUUUCCAUGAGGAUCAAGCAAGGUGCAUACUUAUGUUGGGGCUGGCAUGUUGCCAUCCAAACCCAUUUGAGAGGCCCUCUAUGAGAACUGCUUUGCAGGUUCUUACAGGGGAAGUAGCUGCACCGGCCGUGCCUACUGAAAUGCCUGCUUUCAUGUGGCCGGCCGCGCCUCCAGUCAUUAGAGAAGAGAUGGACAACUCCAUCACCGGAGGUCAUCUUACCACAACAACGGAACUCAGUGGCAGAUGACCCCUGUCAAAUAUUUCAAAGUAAAAAUUUUGUCCUCUUUCAGUGUUUUCCUUUGGUGGACAGGAGAGUUGUUGCAUACAGAGUAACUAUAUUGAUAGACUUGUAAUUUAAGCAUUUAGAUUACCAAACAAAACUUUCUUGUGUUUGACAAUCAAACUUCAGAUACCAUUCUUAAGAUAAAUAAUUUAUCAUAAAUAGCUCACUCUUUGUUUUUUUUUACAUACAA
This is a messenger RNA of Theobroma cacao (cacao), 2455 nucleotides long. Lineage: Eukaryota; Viridiplantae; Streptophyta; Magnoliopsida; Malvales; Malvaceae. The record is from RefSeq and is a predicted model, not a curated record.